Messenger RNA from Cavenderia fasciculata, 1554 nucleotides. Its product is annotated as putative ATPase. NCBI's taxonomy places the organism in Eukaryota, Evosea, Eumycetozoa, Acytosteliales, Cavenderiaceae. Bases 1 to 1554 code for a protein of 517 amino acids. The transcript is spliced from 2 exons. The record is from RefSeq and is a predicted model, not a curated record. Gene Ontology annotation, molecular function: ATP hydrolysis activity; ATP binding. Gene Ontology annotation, cellular component: mitochondrion; cytoplasm.
AUGUUAAAGAAUACAAGAUUAAAUCAAACUAUAAAAAGAUUAGCUUUUAAUCAAUAUAGUUGUUUAAACAACAACUCGACAACAACUAAAACAACAUAUUCUUACAAUUCAACAAAAAACAAUGUAAACACUUUUUCUUCUACUACUACUACUAGUUUAAAAAGAGAAUAUUGUUCAAAUAAAAGUCAUGAUACAUCAAAUUUACAUUUUAAUAUUAGACAAGAAAAAGAAUAUCAACAACAACAUCAAGAUAUUGGUAGUGGACCAUUAGCAAUCUAUGAUCAAAUGAUCAAUGACAAAAAGAUUAGAAUCGAUACACAUCAAAGAGAAACUGUAAAAUUACUACAAUCACUAUUUGAUCAAAUCAAAGCACUCAAACUACCAACCACUGCUCAACAAUUGGAAGAUCAUCAACGAUCUCCAACAGAAUCAUCAACCAUCUUUUCAAAAUGGUUAUCAUCUAAACUAACAACCAUUGUCAAUGUAGACCCACUACACAGUAAUCAACAACAAGAAAUCAAAGGAAUUUAUUUAUUUGGUGAUGUUGGAUGUGGAAAAUCAUUUCUAAUGGAUCUAUUUUAUGAUUCUAUCAAUAUUGAAAAAAAGAAAAGAAUUCAUUUUCAUCAUUUUAUGUUGGAUGUUCAUAAAAGAAUACAUAAAUGGAGAAUGAAUAAAAGAAUAGAUGAAAAUGAUCCAAUACCACCAUUGGCAAAAGAAUUGGUUAGUGAAGCAUGGUUAUUAUGUUUUGAUGAAUUUCAAGUGACAGAUGUAUCGGAUGCAAUGAUAUUGAAAAGAUUGUUUUCACAAAUGUUUGAUCAUGGUGCUAUAUUGGUAACUACUUCGAAUCGUCCACCACCAGAUCUUUACAAGAAUGGAUUGAAUCGUCAACUAUUCCUUCCAUUUAUCGAUUUCCUUCAACAAAAAUGUUUAGUACAUAAUCUAAGUUCUGGUUUGGAUUAUAGACUUUCUGGAACUAGAACUAAAAAAGUAUUUUUCCAACCAUCAGGUGAUCCUACCAAUUUGGAGGAAAUGGAAAAACUUUAUCAAACAUUGACACAUGGAGAGAUGGAGGAACAAGUUUUAUUGGCAAUCAAUGCAAGUAGAAAUGUAGUGGUACCAAGAUCAGCACGUGGUGUAGCAAGAUUUACAUUUGGUCAACUAUGUGAAAAGGCAUUGGGAGCAGCCGAUUAUAUUGUAGUGGCACAAAAUUAUCAUACCGUCUUUAUUGACAAUAUACCAAUGAUGAAUGAAUCUACCAAGAAUCAAGCUCGUCGUUUUAUUACACUUGUCGAUGUCCUCUAUGAACAUAAAGUCAAAUUGAUUUGUACUGCAGCGGCUCCACCAAACCAACUAUUCAUGUCUACACCCGACACUGACCAACAAGAUCUAUCGUAUACCGCUGAAAUUAGACAACUCACCGAUGACCUCAAACUAACACCCGAACAACUUUCAAGAUUUACAGGUGAAGAAGAAAGAUUUAUGUUUUCAAGAGCUGUUUCUCGUUUAAUUGAAAUGCAAUCUGAUCUUUAUUUAAAUAAUCAAAGUCAUAAAUAA